AAAUAUUUUCUUUCUUUUUUUUAUAUUCAAUUAUCUUUCUUUACGACUUAGACUUCAAACCCGGUGAGAGUUACCAUUCUUAAUUCGAGCACGUACUUCCUGUUUACCUGUGAGUGUGUUUCACGCAUCGGUCGAUCAUUGUUCCAAUCAUCCAUUUUCUACUUAUAAUAGAGAUAGCACACACUGCAUGGCUUUGUUGCAGUUAGCUGUACAGAACAACUUUACGAACACUGCAUUAUGCUUGUUAAGGGAAGGGAGACAAGUCAUGGUGAAUGAAAUCGACUGUAAGGGCAACACCCCUCUUCACUACGCUGUGAAACAGAAAAAUUUAACUGUUGUAAAAGCGUUACUUAAUGCAGGGUACGAUGUGAAUGCUCGAAAGCAAUACAAUAACCUCACCCCUUUGCAUAUUGCGGUGACUGUCUAUGACGAUUUUCUGGAUUUCGUGGAGGUCUUCAAAGUUUUUCUUACCGAGAACUGCAGUUUAAACUAUCAAUGUUUUGGGACCAUGGAAACUCCAUUAUACAGAGCCAUUAAUAUGGACAAAACUGAAAUUGCGGAAUUGCUGCUUAUUUCAGGAGCGGAUCCAAACUUGUCGCAUCCCUUUGGCGUCUCGUGUCUACAGAAAGCUGUGCAAAAGAAUAAUACACGAUUGACUCGGAUACUUCUACAUUGUGGAGUGAACCAGGAAAAGGAAGUAAAUGCCAUGAAAAGACUGUCUGCAUUGAUACACGAAAUGAAUGACGUCAUAGAUCUUACUGGCCUCUUCUGGAAAACCCAACCGAAAACUCUCCAAGAAAGCUGUCGUCAUAUCAUAAGGAAAAGUUUAACAGUUUAUGUAUAUGUUGCACUACAAAGACUUCACAUCCCAAAAUACAUUAAAGAUUAUCUUCUCCUGUGCGACAUCAGUGAAUACUAUAAGUUCAUUGAGAAUAUAAACAUAAAACACAAAUCAUAAACACCUCCACAGGUACCUUAUGAGAUUUUAUGCAUAGUUGUGUACAGCUUACGCUCGUUAGGUCACCUCAGGUGACCUAUUGCGAUUGGUUGUCGUCCGUCGUUGUGCAUUAAGAAUUGAACAAUUUUAACUUCUUCUUGAUAACUACCAUUCCAAUUCUUUUCGAAUUUGUUAUGAAGCAUCUUUAGGACAAGGGGGACAUAAAUUGUUAAUUUCAGGACUCCUACACCUCCCGGGACUUAAGGGGCGGGGCAAAAACUGCCAAACAUUGACCAAUUUUAAAAAUGUUCUUCUCUACACCUGCAUACAUGUAUCUUUUAAGAAAAACUAAAUGCAUAGUGAUAUAAAACAGGAAGUAGUGAUAUAGAACAGGAAGUAGUGAUAUAGAACAAGAAGGCCUCUACCAAGACUGUAAAGUUUCCCCUGGGUAGAGGUUCUGACUCCAGGGCAGGGCCAAACUUGGCAUAUUUAGUAUAUAUGUUGAAAACAUAAAUGAUAUCUGAUUUAAUGAUAUUGAUACUAAAUUUAAACUAAAUGGAUAUUUAGAAGGAGUGGGUAGUCCUUUACCAAAAUUGUGAGUUUCAUGAUCCUUAUGGGUAAGGGUUUGGUUUUAGGAUGGUGUUAAAAUUAUCAUGAUGAUUUGAAGGACUUCUUUAAGGUUGCUGAUACUGUAUAAAAUCUAAAUGCAUAUAAGGAAUAACAGAAAAGGAUGUACAAAAAAUGAUGAAUUUCGCUAUCCAAGGUUUUUGACUCUAGGAUGGGUCCAAACUAAUCAUGUCGUUUUGUGUUAAUACAUAUAUUAUGAAUGUUUGAGGGCAUUGAAGUUUUAACAACACAUCUUGUUUUAUACUGUUGCUGAAUAUUAGAAUUUAGCUUAGAUAUUCAGAACAGGAAUUUAGCCAUUGGGAGUAGUGAUUCCAUGACCCCCGGAGGUAGGUUGGGGCCACAAUAAGGGAUCAAAGUUUUACAUGCGAAUAUAUAGGGAGAAUCUUUAAAAAUCUUCUCAAGAACCACUGGGCCAGAAAAGUGGGGUUUUUUUGUGUUUUUUUUUUUAACGUUUGCAUGAAAGCUUCCUGACAUAGUGCAUAUUCAAGUUUGUUAAAAUCAUGCCCCUACCCCCUCACAAUAGGGGGUCAAAGUUUUACAUACAAUAUAUAGAGAAAGCUUUUAAAAAUCUUUUCACAAGAACCAUUGGGCUAGAGAAGUUCACAUUUUUAUGAAAGUUUUCUGACAUAGUGCCUAUUAAGUUUGUUAAUAUCACGGACCCCUUGGGUAGGGUGGGGCCACAAUAGGGGAUCAAAGAUUUACAUACAAAUAUAUAGAGAAAAUCUUUAAAAAUCUUCUUCUCAAGAACCACCGGGCCAGAAAAGUUUACAUUUACAUGAAAACUUCCUGACAUAGUGCUGCAGAUUCAAAUUUGUAAAAAUCAAGGCCCCUGGGGUAGGAUGGGGCCAUAAAGGGGAUCAAAGUUGUUAUACAUUCGAAUAUAUAUAGUAACAUGUAGGGGCAAUCUGUAAAUAUGGACCAAGAUGACUCAGGUGAGCAAUGUGGCCCAUAGGCCUCUUGUUAAACUUGAUUAAGACAGCUGCAUGAGAAUUUCAUGGAAAAUGUAGGAUUCCAAUUUUGUGUUUUUAACUUAUUUUGUAUGUGCUGUAGUUUGUCAUUGUUUUUUCUGUAUGAAACGUAAUCUAUAUGUGCUGUGUUGGAAGAACAUGCAUAUAAGGAUACGUGAUAAUACUGCUUUGUUUGUUUGUCACACUUAAGAACUUUGUAAGGUACUGCAACAACUAUGAUACAUGUAUUUAGCAUUACUAUUCCAAGUGCAUGUGGAUCAUUUGAUAUAUAUACCAGGAUCUAUUACGUAAUGGAAGGCGAAACAUGCGUUCCUAGAAACGCCGAAUGGCUGUUUUUCCAAGUGCGAAUUGUUGAAAUUGUUUGCAAAAUAAAUUUAUUAUGAACAAUA
Messenger RNA from Ostrea edulis (European flat oyster), 2921 nucleotides. Its product is annotated as alpha-latrocrustotoxin-Lt1a-like. The coding region runs from base 188 to 958 and encodes 256 amino acids. Gene Ontology annotation, molecular function: protein binding. Gene Ontology annotation, biological process: intracellular signal transduction. The record is from RefSeq and is a predicted model, not a curated record. The transcript has 3 exons. NCBI's taxonomy places the organism in Eukaryota, Metazoa, Mollusca, Bivalvia, Ostreida, Ostreidae.